UUAAUCCUAAAAUAUGAAUUUAAUAUUUUUGAUAACAAUAAUUAUUUUAAAUGUAAUUCUGAUCAAUACACAAACGACUCAAGCUGUUAAUAAAUUUUUCUAUAAUAUUCAAACGACAACCGAUCGAAUAAUUCAAGCUACACAACCGGAAAAUGUUAAACAGCCGAGAAAAAAUCUUAAUUCUGGAUUAUAUGUGCCAGAUAAAAGUGGAAAAUAUAAACCAGAUCCUAGUGGAUAUUACGAUCCAAAUGAUCGUUUAGUUGGUUAUUAUGAUCGAAAAGAUCGGCUAAGCGGAUAUUAUAACCAGACAGAUCGAUUAAAAGGUUAUUAUGACGAAAAAAAUCAUUUUAUUCCUUAUGCUUCAUUAUCCAAAGGAUUUGAUAGAAAUGGAAAAUCAAUUGGAGGAUCACAAGGUGGUAUUGAGACUAAUUUUGAUAAAAUUGUUGAAACUGCGCUCAAUAUCAAUAACCUUAUUAACGAGGAAUUUAAAUAUUAUAUAGAGUCCAAACGCUCUUUUUCGUCAGAAAAUCAAAAAUCAAGUAAACCCAUUGAUUUAAGCAAAACCGAUUCGAAAAAUGGAAAAAAUGUAGGGUCAAAUGAAGGCACUAUUGACAGUUCUAACCAACCUAAAACAGGAGGUAGUCAUUCUAAUCCAGGUAACUUAAAUAACCAAGAUAACCAAGAUUCAAGUACAAAAGGUAUAACUAAUCUAAAAGAGAGGAUUAACCAAAAUUCAAGUAAAAAUGAUGAAACUAAUCAAAGAACCUUAACUAACCAAGAAUCAAGUGACAGUGGUACUAAUGGUUCAAAACAAAGCAGUUUAAGCUCAAGUGUAAAUGGUGACAAUAAUCAAAAUGGGCUGAUUAACCAAGAACCAAGUGUCCAUGAUAAAACUAACGGAUUCAGUCAAAGUAGUUUAAACCAGCAGGGUUCAAGCGUAAAUGAUGGCACUAGCCAAAGUGGGUCGAUUGACCAAGAAUCAGGUAUCAAUGAACAAACUAAUGAAUCAGGUCAAAGUAGUUUAAAUAAACAAAGUUCAGGCGUAAAUGGUGGCACUAACCAAAGUGGGUCGAUCAGCCAAGAAUCAAGUGUCUAUAAAGAAACUAAUGCGUUCAGUCGAAGUAAUUUAAAUAACCAAGGCUUAAACGUAAAUGGUAAUACUAACCAAAGUGGGUCGAUUAACCAAGAAUCAAGUAUCAAUAAUGAAAUUAAUAGCUUCAUUCAACGUAGUUUAAACAACCAGGGUUCUAGCGAAAAUGGUGGGUCGAUCAAUCAAGAAUCCAGUGUCUAUGAUGAAACUAAUGGGUUCAACCAAAGUAAUUUAAAUAACCAAGGCUCAAACCUAAAUGGUGAUACUAACCAAAGUGGGCCGAUAAACCAAGAAUCAAGUAACAAUGAUGCCAAUAACAGGUCCAUUCUAAGUAGUUUAAAUAACCAGGGUUCAAGAGUAAAUGGUGACACUUAUCAAAGUGAGUCGAUUAACCAAGAAUCAAGUGUCAAUGAUGAAACUAUUGGAUCCAAUCAAAGUAGUUCAAAUAACCAGGGUUCAAGCGAAUAUGGUGAAAUUAAUCAAAUUGCGUUGACUAACCAAGAAUCAGGUAUUACUGAUGAAACUAAAAAUCAAAAUGAUUUAAAUAAUCAAGGUUCAAGCGAAAAUGGUGAAACUAAUCAAAGUAGUUUGAUUAACCAAAGUUCAGAUUUAAGUGCUAUAAUUGAAGGGGAAAAUCAAAGUGGUUUAAAUAACCAGGUUUCAAAUAUAAAUGGUGGGACUAAUGAAGUUGAUUCUAUUUAUCAAGGUUUGAGUGGAAGUACAGACAGAAAUGGAUCAAAUCAAGGUGGUAUUAAUAAGCAAGAUUCAAGUGUAAAUGCCCAGUCUUCUGGUUCAAAACAAAGUGGUUCGGUUAACCAGUAUUCAAAUACUAAUGGCAAAAUUAGUCAAAGAAAUCAAAGUGGUUCGGUUAACCAGUAUUCAAAUUCUAAAGGCAAAAUUAGUCAAAGAAAUCAAAGUGAUUUUAUUAAUAAAGAUACAAGUGCAACAAGAAGCCGAACUAAUCAAAAUGGAAACCAAGAUGACCAAAAAACUAACAACGAAGCUAACUUAUCUUAUAAUGGCUAUUAUAAGGCAAAUUCAUUCGGUUCCAAUAAUCAAGUGGAAGGAAAUGCAAAUUUGGGCGGAGAUAGUAAUAGUAAAACACGUGGACAAGGUUAUUACGUCUCAAAAUAUGGAUACUUAACUGCUGCGUCAGAUACCGAUCCAGUUCGAGUUGGUGGCGUGUAUAAUGAUAAAAAUUUACGAAAUUUAUUUUCAAGCAAUGAAUGGGGAAUUUUACAAUACGUUUUUAGGAUUUAUGAAGGUGGCUAUCAUUAUUUAUACUCAACGGCAAAUGGUAUAAAUGCUGAAGAAGAGGGUCAUAUCGAAAAUAGAGGUACAGAUGAAGAAGGAUUGCGUGCUCAAGGUUACUUUUCAUACAUUGGACCAGAUAGUGUUACAUAUUCAGUACGUUAUGUAGCUGAUAAAAAUGGUUUUCAACCAGAAGGUGAUCAUAUACCAAAAAUUCCAGAGUUAAUUCAACGUUCCCUUGAUUACAAACGAUCACUUGGAAUAAUUUGAAUGAUUUUAAUAAAAUAAGAGACUAUUUAAAAAAUGUGAAUAUCCUAC
Messenger RNA from Chrysoperla carnea, 2659 nucleotides. Its product is annotated as probable cyclin-dependent serine/threonine-protein kinase DDB_G0292550. The record is from RefSeq and is a predicted model, not a curated record. The transcript is spliced from 9 exons. NCBI's taxonomy places the organism in Eukaryota, Metazoa, Arthropoda, Insecta, Neuroptera, Chrysopidae. The coding region runs from base 14 to 2611 and encodes 865 amino acids.